Molecule: messenger RNA, 4126 nt
Organism: Archocentrus centrarchus (flier cichlid)
Lineage: Eukaryota; Metazoa; Chordata; Actinopteri; Cichliformes; Cichlidae
Gene: znf16l
Product: zinc finger protein 16 like
Exons: 3
Coding region: 138-1751 (537 amino acids)
Biological process (GO): regulation of transcription by RNA polymerase II
Cellular component (GO): nucleus
Molecular function (GO): DNA-binding transcription factor activity, RNA polymerase II-specific
Source: RefSeq, a predicted model, not a curated record
CCCCGGCAAACCUAACUACCUCACGGUCUUUCAGCAUCAUCCAAACAUUAGCUUGCUAAAUAGCUUUCAGCUACCCCAAACUCUCAAAAAACAAACAAACAAAACAGCAACAAGCAAACAGAGCUCUUAAUUCAUCUAUGAGUCGCAAACGAAACCACAAUUUCGCUGAAACAACCUUAUCUCCGGAACUCCACGCCGUCUUCAUGGAGCCUCCCGGGUCUGUAAUUGGAGUUGACGGUGAUUUCAUGGAGCUGGAACCCGAAGAAGAGCUUCUCUGCUCGGUUAGCGACAUCACGGAGCACCUUGGCAGAAACAUCACCGUGGUACUAGAGACUGCAUUAUCCGAGAUCCGUAAAAUGGUCAGCAUCAGGAUAAGAGUCCUGAAAAUGGAACUUCGCGAGAAAACCGAAGAAAUCGAAGUGUUAAAGGCAAAACUGGAUACAGUUCAGAGGGAUGGAAGGGACCGUUUUCCUGGCGUAGCGAGCGUAGAACCAUCUGCAGAGGCUAGCUUUAAGAAACACGACAGCUCUGUAGCCAAGCAUAACAACGUUGACCCCAGGAGAGCCAAAGCUGUCAUGUCUGGCGUGAAGAAGGAGAACAUAGACGCUAUUUGUGACUAUCUGAUGAAAGACAAGAACUCGAGAGGAUGUACUGAAAUGGACGGAGACCAGAGCAGCCAGGCCGGUGACAGGGAGGCUCGCCAAGGACCAGACCCGCAUUCCCUUAAUCUGUGGUCGGAGAGCGGGAUGCACGUAGAUUCCGAGUCUACCGCAGAUGACAUCUUCAGUAUGCUCCCCUCUGGCAGCAAGCGAUUGUAUGACUAUGAAUGGAUAGCACCAAUAGAAUACACUUCAGACCUGAAAGUUAUGAAGGAGCCUGAAAGUGAGAACACCUGCAAUGCUGAGACAGAGAAUGAUGACAAUGAAGAUGAGUCGAUCAGGAGGGAGGGGUCGGUACCUGAGCAGGCACAGACUCCACUCUCACGUGUUCAACCUUGUGCGUUCUCUACAGAGCCUCGGAGCUUGGAGGGCCGCACGGACAGCCCUGAGGCAGGCCAGCAGUUUACCAGUCACACCUACAUCUGCUCACUGUGUGGAACCUUCUGCCCUGACUCUUUCUUUCUGGAGGAACACAUAAAACUAAUACACUCAGACUCUGCUGGAACCCAAGCUCACCAGGCACUGCAGUCUACCUCCUCCACUACACUCUCUAUAGGAAAUAGUAGCAGUGAUUCCAAGAGGGCUGGUGGGAGUCAGAAUGAGGGGAGCACACGAUUUGGAUCUGUUGGAGGCAGAGGCGGUCCUAUAAAAAAGGAAAUAAAAAUCGAGGGGGGGUAUGAAUGUGGAGACUGUGGCCGCCGUUUUAACUACCUUGGCAACCUGCGGCAGCACCAACGUAUCCAUACUGGGGAAAAACCUUUUGUGUGUCCAGAGUGUGGGGAGAGGUUUCGCCAUGCAGCCCGCUUAAAAAGCCAUAGGUUGGUUCACAGUGGAACCCAGAGCCCGUUUCCUUGCCCUCAGUGUGGGAAAGGUUUUUCAGUGCUGUCAGGACUCAAAAGACACCAGCGAGUGCACACUGGUGAGAGUCCGUACGCGUGUCCUCAGUGCGGCCGGCGCUUUAAAGAGCUGGGAAACCUGUACACCCACCAGAGGAUCCAUAGCGGUGCAACUCCUUACUGCUGCCAGCAGUGUGGGCGCAGCUUCCGACAUCUGGGCACCUACAAGAGCCACCGUUGUACCCCGGCACAGUAAUCAGCCCUAACUUCUGAUCUCUACACUCCUGAUACCAGGAAAUCUAAGAUGUAAAUGGCUGUCUGAUGACCCUAUGGGGAUGCUAAACAGUUAAUAAAAAGGCUUGGUUUUAUCAGAUGUUGCCCAAUCAUUUAUAUUCUGUCGCAUUCAUAAUAUAUAGAUGUUGUGUUAUUGAGCAUUAGUGUCUUGAAUAAAUUAAUUUCAAGGCCAACAAAAUCACUUGUUUUUAAGCUUUCAAUAGUAUUGCAAGCUCUUCAUCAGCAAGUAGAAUCUGUGAAAUUGUCAUGAAAUUGUAAAUGUUAUGUGUUUUAUGAGGUUCCCUUGUCCAGGUUGGAUUCAGAGUUGUUCUGGAAGUUUAUUCUUGAGCUAAAAAACUUUGGAAACCACAGAAAAGAUUACAGUUCCUUGAGAAUUGAGCACAAGUUACUGUAUCUGCUCUGACAAGAUAUUGUUAAAGUUGUUUUCUCAAUGUGCAUACCACAUGGUUUAAAUAUGAUCAGAGUUAUGACCAGAGGUAGAUGAUUGCUAAAUUCUUAAACGAGCACACUGUCUUUAAAGUAAUUUUAAAUCAUUUUCUGAAGCAAACCACAACAUAUUUUAAGUUUAAAAGCUGCUAGGUAACAGGAUUUUUGUUUUUGUUUUUGUAUUUUCCACAAUGUGUCCACAGUCACAUUGUUUCCAAGUUAUGAAAAAAUAUUGUACUUUUGAUGGUUUCGAAUUUAAGUCAACAUUUUACGCUUUGAUUUUGUUGUUAGUGUUGCAUUUCCAAGCUACAAGUUUGUUUUUUUAAAUUAAUUCACUUAUUUUUUUUUAAAUUUUCAUUCAGAAUCGUGUUUACCUGCAAUGUUGUCUGGUUGAAGCUAAUCCUUUGAACAAAAAAAAUUUGAUAACACACUGGCACUUAAAGUGGUAAAAUAUUGCCAGUUUAACUAUGGACCAGUGAACAAGUACAGUAAUGAAAAAGAGCUAUAUGUUCAUUUCCAAGGUUUAAGUAUCAGGUUAUGAUUAAAAAAAAGAAAGCAUUAUUUUUUUAUUUUAUCACUAUGUAUAAUAAAUCACCAGAUUAAUAAUUUUCUUUUGCGUUAUUAUGUCAACUUAUCUGUAAAAAUGUUGCAUUUUACCAUUAUAUCUACGGAUGGGGGUAUGUCACCAUCAUCAUCAUCUCAAAAUGUAUCUGAUUGGAGUAGGCAGCAAUUAUCAUCUCAUUUUGUGCAGCAGAAGAGUCAUAUGACCUUCAGAAUGACCAUUUUUAUGUUAGCGCACACAGAGCCUGAAUCAGAAAGCCCUGCUUAACAGAGAAACUUGCUAACCACUUUGUGAUACCUAUUAUCUCUGACUGGAGUUUUGAGUUUUGUUAAAUGAGCUAAGGCUAAGAAAGCCUGGCUGUGUUGAACUUUAUUUGUAUUAUACCCCUCCGGUUCUAAACUUAUUUAAACGCGUGAUAUAUUGCACCAUGUCAGCAAAAACUAUGCCAAAAUGCAGAAGCAGUAUAUAAAAAGCUAAGUACACCUUAUGAUUCAGUAGCUUGGAAAAUCACUUUAAAUAACUUGAAGAAAUUUUUUUUGUAUGACUUUGCAAGCAUCUGGUAUUGUUGUGCCCAAUACAUUUGACCUACUCUUCUUUACAAUAUUGUUUCAGUUCAUUCAUUUAUGCAAAGCUCUCUUAAGGUCAGUGCUUCAAUCGGGUUGUGGUCUGGUCUUUGACUGGUCCAUUGCAACACUUUGAUUGUUUUCUUUCAGUAAUUCUGUUGUAGAUUUGCUGGUGUGCUUGAGCUCAUUGCCCUAAUGCAUGACCCAAUUUUAGACCAGCUUUAUCUGUCAUCUUCUGUACCUGGAUAAGAGGAAUUCCUGCUUUGUAGUACAGGCCUUAGGUGAUCUGGCUGCAAAAACAGAGACCACACAAUUUGAUAUUACUUUUAAAAAAAAAAUCUCCAAGCAAUGCAGGGUCUGACCAUAUUUGCUAGUACAUCCAGUCCUGGGAAGAUUGGUAGUAGUCUUGAAUGUUUUCCACUUGUGAGUAAUUAUUCUCACUGUAGAAUGGUGAACUUCCAGUUGUUGGAAAAUGGCCCAUGUUGGGCAGCAAAAAAAGUUUCUUGGAGUUUAUUAUGGAUGGAUGUCUUCCUUAGCGUUGUGUUAAAAUACACCUGAAUGCUCCAGGAAAGGAAACUACCAAAAUAAAUUUUUAUAGAGCUUUUCACACUUGGUGAUGAUCUGUUAAUUAAGAGCAUUUGAUUAGCACCACCUGGCUGCUGCUUACCCACUUAAUUCAUAUGAAAGCAGUAAAGGUGCACAUAUUUUUUUCAGACACUGCUUCUGUAUUUUUGUUUAGUUUUUUAAAGUAAAUAAUUACACGUAAAUGUGUUUUUUAUUGCAUUC